Messenger RNA from Entelurus aequoreus (snake pipefish), 941 nucleotides. RefSeq names its product ubiquitin-conjugating enzyme E2 A-like. The transcript is spliced from 7 exons. NCBI's taxonomy places the organism in Eukaryota, Metazoa, Chordata, Actinopteri, Syngnathiformes, Syngnathidae. Gene Ontology annotation, molecular function: ubiquitin conjugating enzyme activity. The record is from RefSeq and is a predicted model, not a curated record. The coding region runs from base 169 to 627 and encodes 152 amino acids. Gene Ontology annotation, biological process: protein polyubiquitination; proteasome-mediated ubiquitin-dependent protein catabolic process; DNA repair. Gene Ontology annotation, cellular component: HULC complex.
UGUUCAAAGUGGUAUCGUCCGUUUAAAGGCGCUGGGGCUAACCAGACCGGAUUAACCAGAGAACGACAACGUCACCCCUGGGCCAACUAGAAUGUUUUUAGACAAACACGAGUGACGUCAUUAAUAAAACACCAAAUAUCCUGCGAAGUAAUUCGACAAAGUUCGACCAUGUCCACACCGGCCCGAAGGAGACUCAUGAGGGAUUUUAAACGGCUACAAGAGGACCCUCCAGCUGGUGUCAGUGGUGCCCCAUCUGAAAACAACAUUAUGGUGUGGAAUGCAGUUAUUUUUGGCCCUGAAGGAACUCCGUUUGAAGAUGGUACUUUUAAACUCAUUGUAGAGUUCACAGAAGAAUACCCCAACAAGCCUCCCACAGUACGAUUUGUGUCAAAGAUGUUUCAUCCUAAUGUUUAUGCAGAUGGUAGUAUUUGUUUGGACAUCCUGCAGAACCGUUGGAGUCCUACUUAUGACGUGUCUUCUAUUCUUACCUCCAUCCAGUCUUUGCUGGACGAGCCAAACCCCAACAGUCCAGCCAACAGCCAGGCCGCACAGCUUUACCAGGAAAACAAGCGCGAGUACGAGAAGAGAGUUUCCGCCAUCGUAGAACGAAGUUGGCGAGACAGUUGACCUGGCUGACCUCACCCAGCCAAAGUGAUCUGCCUGCCAAGAGGGAAUUUGUUUUUUUAUCUUAUAUUUUAGCCUUGAUUCUUGCCUUAUUUGUGGGCUCCAGCUUUACUUUAUCAUGCUUAAUGUCCUGGGUGCUUCGUAGAUGAUGUCAUCCCCCCUCCCCUCCUGAGCAUUAUGGACUCCAAAAAUUGUUACACCAUGUUUUUCGUUGGGUUUUUUUGCAUGCACGACCUGUUGGAUAUCCAUACCUCCUUUCUUAAAAUACUUGUGUAUAUAAGAAACCUGCAUCUGAAUAUAUAUGUACAGAUUUUGCA